This is a messenger RNA of Alligator mississippiensis (American alligator), 5065 nucleotides long. RefSeq names its product tumor protein p63 regulated 1 (gene TPRG1). The record is from RefSeq and is a predicted model, not a curated record. The coding region runs from base 1833 to 2633 and encodes 266 amino acids. NCBI's taxonomy places the organism in Eukaryota, Metazoa, Chordata, Crocodylia, Alligatoridae. Gene Ontology annotation, cellular component: cytoplasm. The transcript has 6 exons.
UGUUUGUUUUUUUUUUAAAGAAAAAUCAAGAUUCAACUUUUCUAAAGGUUUCACCCAGCUCUGCUCACGUGGGCGUUCCCUCUCCUGACAGUACCGGCACGCGGUUUCCAUCCAUCUUCCCAGCCCAGCCAGCUAAGCACAUUUAGGCGUUGAAAGCCCUCGGCGAGGAGAGGAGCGGGUUCAUUUCUGGCUAUGUGCCAGUGAUGUGCAACACAAUUUUUCUCGGAUCAAAUGCCAUGACUUUCUGCAGCGUUUGAGCUUGUUUUUCCAUCUUGGCGUUUCUCUUGCCCAAAUUUCCGAGGCAGUGCGUGGAGCUUGGGCGGGGUGGGAAACGCUGUCCAAGUGUUGGACUCCAGAUCUCCUCCUAGUUCAGGGCUGCUGGGAUCCAGGGUUUGACUUCAGGCCCUUCGCUGCUGGAGACUUGCAGUAAAAUGAAUCAGUGGAAAAUUACUGAUGCUGGAUUCAAAUGUGACAGAGGAGCUCCCGUCCUACUCACUGUCAGGGAAAGUUAGGCUCUUGAAUGCCUGUGGUCACUCCUGUCUAUGGGACUUAACCCCCCGGCUAAGUUUUAGAAGUGUGUAAGUCACUUGGGAGCCCACGGGGAAAUUAGGAUGUUUAACCUCUGGAGUUGAACUGAACCUACGGAGAUGCCAGGGAUGGAGUUGGAAACCUCCAGAGCUAAGAAGUGCAAGUCAUAAUUGCUUGAGAUAAGGACCCAGCCUCUGUAACGGGGGUGAGGUGGUAGAGACUUGCCUCCAAAAGGUGUGUUGGGCUAGCGGUGCAAGUUCCCCUGCAAAUCCCACCAACAGGAUCCCUCCUGAUUUUGGGGGUGGGAAGAACCACCGCAAGGGACCAGCUGUUGCAUUGAUCGGCCUUCCCUGGGAUGGAGGAGGAGCGUCACUCCAAAACAAAGACAAGGGGUUGGUUAUUGGUGCCGUGAGUUUCAUUGGAAGGGGUAUUUGGGGUCACCUGAGUGGUGCUGAGCUGGGCAAGGAGCUACGGCAAAGUGGUGCUGAGAGCUUCACAGCCCCCCAGCCAUGAUGAGGGUGGUGGUCCAUGCAACAGGGGCGAGUUUCAUUGCAUAUGAGAGUCAGUGCUGUAGCCAGGUGCUGGUUCCUACCCCAGGCAAGGUGUAGUCACACCUGUGUGCUUGCGUGUUGGACAUAUGGCAUUACUAUGGUAGCAUGUGCAUAUGAGAGGCUGUCCAUAAAGGCAGUGUGGCCUGUCCCUAGCUGGUAUUAGACUCGGCACAGAGUCUGUUCCUGGGUUACCGCAGGGCUGAUCGGGGAUAAGGAGCUGGUGGGUGGGGGUUUCUCCCUGGUGCUAGCACUGUUGGAGAUGUUGGUGGAUGCAUAGCACACGCUAUCUCUUACCAGUGGGUUACACCCCCAUUGAGCCCAGUCUCACCCCUGAUAAGACCUGGGUGGAGCCAGUCCCAGAGCUACCACACCUGCAAAAUCAAACAGCAGGGAACCAGCUACAACCAAAUUCUGCCUUUAGCCCCUAUGACCCUUUUUCACUUUGCAGCUGCUACACUGAACGUGUGCCCUAAACUUUUGCAAAUCGACUGGCUUCAACUGUUCCCACUUGCUUGCCCACUUUUUUUCUGGAUGGACUCCUUUGAGACACAAGAAGACACCUGCGCUGAGCUGGAUGUGAGCUUUCCGUAAGACAGCAGGAUUUCCUUUUUCUCCCAGUCGAUGUCAUCCAAGCGUCCUGGUCGGUCAUCCUGAAUUUUGGACGCGCCGCUUGGUCUGACUUCUCUGCUGACCGGACCGCCUGAGACUAAGAGCCAGGUUCUUGACACAGCUCACCUGGAACAGGCGGUUGACAUGUUGGAGGAGGAAAACAACCAGGAGUUCGAGACAGAAGAGCUGGAAGAGAAGCAUGGUGGGGACGUUCCUGAACCCAGGUUGGCUACCGACGUGAGGGACCCCUCUGCAUCUGCCACAUCUGCUUCUUACCCGAGGCCUCAUGUCAAGCAGGUCAUUGCGAGGAAAUUUUUCGUGACAAGGCCAGGAGCAUUUGACCAAGCCAUAGAAGACAUCAACACCCACGUCGUUGAGAAUGCAGGAGAAACCGUGGACAGCUUUUGGCUUCUGACUGAGGUGGAUCACUGGAACAACGAGAAGGAGCGGAUCGUGGUGAUCACGGACUCUGCCCUCCUGGUCUGCAAAUACAACUUCAUCAUGCUCAGCUGCCUCCAGGUGCAGCGCAUCCCUCUCAGCCACGUCGACCGCGUCUGCAUCGGCCAGUUCACCUUCCCCGAGAGGUCUCUGAGCAAGAGAGAGGGAGAAGGCUUGCGAAUCCACUGGGAUAAUCUGAAAGAACCGUCUUUCCUGUCCCGCUGGAACCCGUGGUCCACGGAGGUCCCGUACGUCACGUUCAUGGAGCAUCCAGUGAAGGGCAGCACUCAGAGGUUCGGUGCCAUCUGCCAGAUGUCCAUGUUCAGUGCUCAGCUGGUCCAGGCCAUUCAGAAAGCCCAGAGGAAGAACCCGCCACCAGGCAACCCCACCGGAGUUGUGGUGCUCAACCAGCCCCUCUUGAUCGACACCCACGUGGGGCUAAUGUCUUUCCUCGGCAACCACAACAAGCUGGGUUAUGCCAUUGCCCGUGGGAGCUUUGGCUUUUGAACACCCUGCACGGCGGGGGAGAGUUUUGUGGGUCCCUUUUGAUUUGCUCGCUUUUUCCACUGGUCUUUUCAAGUUUGCAUAGGGCAUCCUUCCUAAGGGGCUAAGGUUAUGAAUCAUCCCUUCACAAGGUGGGUAGCAGGAGGCACAUGCCCAGUUAACCCAACAUAGGCCCUAUUUUGAGGACAUAAAGGUUUGAGGACCUAAAGAUUGAAGACAUAACAGGCUGGUACUGACCCCAUGCUCAGGUUUUCCUGGGCCGCUUGGGUCCUGCUACAUUAGUUAUAACCUCUGUACAGUGUGUGCUUUAGAAGUGGAUCAAAACAAGAAGCCAAGACCCAAAUGCUGCCAAAUCUGGGGGGGGGGGGGAGAGGCGGGAAGGCAGCUUUUGGAUAGGAAGUUCACCUUGACAGCUCUUGCCCAUCCAUUGUGUGAAUCCUCUCGCUCAAAGUAGUCUUCCACAUCCCAAUGGCUCAUUGCUAAUGGCAAUACAAAGACAGUGCUGCUUAGAGCUGAGGGUACCUUAGUGCAAAGUAGACAUGACUCCAAGACAGCAAGGUAGACAUGGGUCCUAGCUAGCAUGGUAGACAUGGGUCCUAGCUAGCAUGGUAGACAUGGGUCCUAACUAGCAAGGUAGACAUGGGUCCUAGUUAGCAUGGUAGACAUGGGUCGUAGCCAGCAAGGUAGACAUGGGUCCUAGCCAGUAAGGUAGACAUGGGUCAUAGCUAGCAAGGUAGACAUGGGUCCUAGCUGGCAAGGUAGACAUGGGUCAUAGCCGGCAAGGUAGACAAGGGUCCUAACUAGCAUGGUAGACAUGGCUCCUAGCCAGCAAGGUAGACAUGGGUCAUACCCAGCAAGGUAGACAUGGGUCCUAGCCAGCAUUCCCCGCUGCCUCUUCAAUUACCAGGAUGUUCUGCAGUCUCUUCCAGAUCCCAGGGCUUUGGGCACCUUGAACCACAGUAAGAUGCCCUUGCUUCAAAUCUUAGGCCCUACAUUAACCUUGCCAACAUAAAGACAUUACUCCUGGACCAACCUGAGGGCAUUUAUUAACGUGGCUCUGAACUGAUGCAAGCAUUUUGCUAUCUGUUCUGCCUUGACUUGCCAGACAGAUUAUAUUGUGGUUGUAUCUUUACGCACGAGCUUGGAAAAGGCAUCCUGCACGAUUCUAAAUAUUACUCUUUGUUAAGGCGUCUUUUGUUCUUUAAAAAGCGGCCUGUCUUGCGGUUCAGCUGGGAGAACGCGGGGAAUCCUUAGAGCAAUUCGGUAAUAUGUCUGGAAAGGACAUCCCCCUUUUUCGGAAUAAACUGUUCACAGGAGGCCUGAUGUGAAGCCAUUGAAAGCCAGUCAGAAACUCUUUGUGGGUUGAUUCUCUUCAGUCGGGGCACAAGGGAAAAAGCAAGAGUGAAAUAUCUUGAAGCAAAUCUUACAAGAUAAAAAACCCCCAAAACAAUGUAUUUCCUCAUAGCAAAACGUCUUUAUAUUACAUACGAAGCAUCAGAAUCAGUUUUCUUUUGGUGGGUGGGGAAUCUAAGAAAAGGAGACACAGCAUUUUCUAGAGUGCAAAAUAUUCUAGCUCAAUAGACUAGUAUACUAGAAUAAAAUAAGAAUAUAAUAUUCUAGCUCAAUUGACUAGUAUACUAGAAUAAAAUAAGAAUAUAAUAUUCUAGCUCAAUUGACUAGUAUACUAGAAUAAAAUAAGAAUAUAAUAUUCUAGCUCAAUAGACUAGUAUACUAGAAUAAAAUAAGAAUAUAAUAUUCUAGCUCAAUAGACUAGUAUACUAGAAUAAAAUAAGAAUAUAAUAUUCUAGCUCAAUUGACUAGUAUACUAGAAUAAAAUAAGAAUAUAAUAUUCUAGCUCAAUAGACUAGUAUACUAGAAUAAAAUAAGAAUAUAAUAUUCUAGCUCAAUAGACUAGUAUACUAGAAUAAAAUAAGAAUAUAAUAUUCUAGCUCAAUAGACUAGUAUACUAGAAUAAAAUAAGAAUAUAAUAUUCUAGCUCAAUUGACUAGUAUACUAGAAUAAAAUAAGAAUAUAAUAUUCUAGCUCAAUAGACUAGUAUACUAGAAUAAAAUAAGAAUAUAAUAUUCUAGCUCAAUAGACUAGUAUACUAGAAUAAAAUAAGAAUAUAAUAUUCUAGCUCAAUAUAAUAGUAUGCUAGAAUAAAAUAGAAUAUAAUAUUCUAGCUCAAUAGACUAGUAUACUAGAAUAAAUAAGAAUAUAAUAUUCUAGCUCAAUAGACUAGUAUACUAGAAUAAAAUAAGAAUAUAAUCUGGCUCAAUAGACUAGUAUGCUAGAAUAAUAGGAUAAUAGACUAUUCUCACUCAAUAAAAUAGGAUAGUAUAACUGGAUCUUGGGGGCUUUAUUUUAUAUGGAUCAGAACUGGCAUAUAUUUUUACUGGAGAUUUCAAAGCUUCAAUAAACCAGUACCCUCGGUG